AUGGACCUCUUCACCUUCAACUCGACCUAUCGGGUCUGGAUCUGCCGGGGCUGCCAGACCGGCGUGGCACCGCGGACGAUCCAGGGCCACCUCCGCAGCAAGCGACAUCGCCACCACCCGACCUCGAAGACUGAUCCGCUCCGUGCGGCGGCCCAGGCGGACGCCUGGCAUCUGAACCCGUGGGACCCGACCGUCACCCCGUUUGCGCCGCCACCGCCUGAGUCGCGCCCCGUGCCUGGAAUACCGGUACACCACGGCUACCGCUGCCCGGAGGAGGGCUGCCUCUACACAGCGCGAACGUUGGAGACGAUGCGCAAUCACCAUCGGGUGGACCAUGGCAGUCGCGGCCGCCCAGGCCGGCCGCCCGCGGGGCAGGCGCCAAAGCAAACCGUUCCAGUCCGCUGCCAGCGCUUCUUCCUUACAGGCCCUGGCAGUCACUUCUUCACCGUGACGCCCGAGGCCCAAGAGAAGCGGACGCGCCAGGCGCUCGAGAUGUCCGAGGCGGAUUUCGUGCUCGCGCAGGUGAACGACGCGCUGCUCCGGUCCGAGGGCCUGGCCGCGGCCGAAGAUGAGACCGCACCGCUCGACCGAGAUCUCACAGAAGCCUCCCCGUGGCUCGAGCUGACCCGCUGGCCGGAGUACGUGGGAGGGCACUCGUUCUCCUCGGUGGCCGCCCUGGCUGCGCUGCCCGACCUCACGACGGAGCCCCUGCUCGCCGUCGUGGAAUCCAGCGUGGGGCGUUUGAUCGGGGCCGCCUUCGAAUCCAUCUCCUCGCACCGGGUCAACGAGUUCGACCAGGUCCGCAUCAACAGCUUCCUCCAGCGCCAGGGCGUAUGGCAGCGGCCCAUCCAGAUUCGACUUCGACCCUCGACCUACCGUCGCUAUCAGCAGGCGUGGGUGCGGCUCCUCAGCUUCGUCUACCGGACCAGCCGCCCCGACCAGACCGUCGAGCUCCGUCACGAGUUCACCACGGCCCAGCUGGCCGCAUUGGAUCGGAUGGAGAGGCAUGCGGACCAGGUCCGGAGAUCACCACCGCCUCCUAGCGGUGCAGGGGAGGGCGGGGCUCCCACGGGAGCGCCUCGAGACUCUCCGUCGCAGAAACGGAAGUCGCCAGGUGCGAGUAAAGCCAUAGAGCAACUUGACCGUGCCUGUCUCGACCUAUCGCUGUCGCUACUCGAUCACGAGCUCCGGGGUGAUAUCUUCGAGAGCCCGGUCGUUGGAUUCCUCGCGGCGCUCGGGAUCGACGCGCCAAACCAGGCGUACCGAGACCCCGGUAGCUACACCAGCCACCUCUCCGGUCUCAUUAAGAUGUCACAGAUGCUCCUCGCCCAGAAGGCGGUGCAGAUGGCAGACGAUGGGGAGGUGGCAUAUCCUGGCGAUGCACUGGAGGAGAUGCGUGGUCGAUUCCUGGUAUACGGGGUUCGGGCGCCGUUCGGCUGGAUUGCCCGGUUACGCACCUUCGGGAAGAAGAUCCUCAACACGUCAACGAGCCUCGGGUACCCGAACUGGGACGAUAGCCACGAGACGCUGCAUUACCGGGAGCUGACCCUCACGAUGGAUGGCCUGCGUCGCUUCGUCCGCACCCAGAUGGAGAUCGCGCAGUGGGAUCUCGAGCGGCUCUUCCUCCUCGAUGAGGACGAAGAGCGUGGUGCCGUGAUCCCCGAGCUCCCGCUACAUAAGCUGAGCGAUGACCCGAUCAACAACAAACGUGGUUGGAACUUCCUCCAGGAUCCGCGGAACCGCGCCAUUCUACCAGUCGCCGGCGAGCGCUGGCUGUUAGACCGAGUGUUGACGGACGAGGAGCUUCGGAAGGAGUUCACCGAGGUCCGCCAGGCCGACUCCACGGUCCAGUGGCGCGAGAGGGUCGUCGCCGUGUAUCUCGAGUGGGUCGAUAGUUUUCUCCAGCGGCUACUGCUCCUAAUCCACCUCACCGGAGGGCAACCCGCUCGAGCGACCGAACUCAUCACCCUACGCCACCGUAAUACCCCAGAGGGGCGGCAUCGGAACAUCUUCAUCGAGCACGGCCUCGUCGGCACCGUGACCAGCUACCACAAGUCCCAGGGCGUGACGAACUCGACCAAGAUCAUCCACCGUUACCUACCCCGGGAGUUGAGUGAGCUUGUGGUCUACUACCUGUGGCUCAUCCUCCCGUUCGCGGAGACGGCGGCUAUGCUUGCCAAGGGCGCCAGCGCCCGUGUGCGGUCGCCGUUCCUCUGGGCCAAAGACAAGGGGCACUGGGAUGCGUCCCGCCUUGGGGUGGUCCUGGCGCAGGAGGCGAACACGCACCUAGGGACGAAGCUGAACGUGCUCUCCUGGCGGCACGCCGCGAUCGGGAUCUCCCGGAUGCACCUCGACUGUGGUGGGUUCAAGCGGGACUACGGGGCGGACGAUGCGAUCGUGGACCAACAGGCCGCGCAUGGAACCUGGGUCGCGGGGACCAACUACGCCCGUGGGCUGAAGGAAGCCCCUGGCGUGAUCGAGUCCCGGCGCACGCGGUUCCGGGGGAUCAGUCGGGAGUGGCAUCAGUUCCUCGGGUUCGAAGUGCCGACGGGUAGGAAACGGCGAUUCAGCCGAGGAGGCGAUGUGGGCGAAGGUCCACCGCUGAAACGCGCGCGGGAGUACAUGACGAUCGAGAUGAGUGACGACGAGGGCGCUUAG
Molecule: messenger RNA, 2658 nt
Organism: Penicillium lagena
Lineage: Eukaryota; Fungi; Ascomycota; Eurotiomycetes; Eurotiales; Aspergillaceae
Exons: 1
Coding region: 1-2658 (885 amino acids)
Source: RefSeq, a predicted model, not a curated record